AUGGACUUUGUGCCACAGCCCAACAAUUCAAAACCAGACCAGGUGGACGUUCCUCUCCUAGAUGGUAUGCUGUACAAGAUGCCACAGCCCGGAGAUCUUGAGAACUAUCUCUUAGAGGCCGAGGACCCAGAAGCCGAGAGAGGAGUCGAGGAUUUCGUAAAGGAAAUCAAAGGCUGCCGGUUCGUCUGUCUUGAUAUGGUCGCUAAUAGCAUUUUUGGUGAAUAUGAACGAUACGACCUGCACCAUAUUCCCACGCUUAAAAAAGUCUUAUAUCGCACGAGGUUACAAGUUUUGCGACUUGAGAGCCUUCCCAAUGGAAACUGCAGCCCUGUGCCAGAGGUCGCCUUGUCUACACUGGUUCUAUGCGAUGCUUUAUUGGCUCUGAUUUUGGAUGAAGCCGAAAGAUUUAUGCACCCCAGAAAUACGGGAAGGGAAUUGAUUUACAACAAUCCUUUACAGCGCCCCUAUCGCCAUAUGAAGUGGCAAUGGGUCGCCUCAUUGGAAAAUGUGAACAAGUCAAACAUAACGGAUGGGGUACAGGGCUCCCUACUCCUCAUCAUCGAACGUCUUAUCAGCAACAAGUGGUGUCCUUCGACUAUCCAGGCCACUGCGAGAAGUGCAGGGUAUUUGACCCUCUACUACAUGUCCCAGAUAAAGCAUACUCGUUUUCCCGAGCUUAAUCAUAGAAACUGCACUGGUUUAAUAUGUAUGGCGGCUCGGGAAAUUGGGAAGUCUCUACAAGCUCCUACGCAAGGCAGUAGUCCACAAACCUCUUCUCAAUGCAGCAAUCCGAUACAAUCUUGUACGCCGGUUCCAAACAAAGACAAAUUAGGAUUUGAUCCGCGACACACUAGCAAGAACUGCAGUUGCUCUAAGUGGGAUAUUACAAUUCAACGUGUAAUAGACAUCCUUAAGGGUGGCAAAAUUCCGCUGGUCAAAUUCGAGAAAAAUGAACGUGGUGGCUGUAAGAGUUGGGAAGUUGUUUCCGCAAGAGUGGAUAGCAGAUACGUUGCUGUCUCUCACGUCUGGUCAGAUGGCCUAGGAAACACUGACGACAACAGCAUCUGGAAAUGCCAGUUGGAUAUGAUUGUGGAAAGCAUUUCCAAUCUUCCGAAUCAUCGUGGAGAGACUAUGUCACAUCUGGCUUUUAAUAGACGGGAAACCUUGUUGCCAUGGAGUAUACCAGGUAUUUACUCCAGGAACGAGCCUUAUGAUCUAUUCUGGCUGGAUAUUCUCUGUAUUCCAACUAAGAGUGCGCUUGAUCGGUCUAAUUGUGUUGACGACCCAAAAACUUUUCGGACUGCCACAAUCAGCCAAAUCUCGGCCGUCUUCGCAGGUGCGAUGCAAGUCAUGAUACUGGAUAGAGAAAUGCAGCGUCUAAGGCGUGACACGUCUCAGAUGCCAGAGAUUCUAGCGCUAUUUCAAGGUAGCAACUGGGCAAGUAGAGCUUGGACUUAUAAAGAGGGUCAAGGCUCACUAUGCUACGUGAAACUUCAGAAUGGAUUCUUCAAUCCUCGAGAUAUAAUCAUCGAUUCAAGAGAUUGGACCCAUUUUAUCCGUCGAGAUCGACAUACUCUGCAGCAAAUAAUAUCUGCCUCAGUAAUUGAUCCUUAUUCAGAGACAACAUUUUCGGGGAUGAUUGAGCGAUGGCUCUGCCACGACUUACAGCGCCUGCUUCACCAAUCCUGGUUCUUUCCGCUAGACUGGGAUGAUUUGCCGAAAACUUCUGUCUGGUCUUCAAUCCAGAGGAACAUAUAUCAGCUAUUCAACAAGGCAGAUCCUCAUCCACCGACUUUCUUCGAAAGCUCAAAGCCUUUUAUAUCGGUCUGGAAUGAGUUACUUCGGAGAUCAUGCUCAAAAAAUGAAGACCGGAUACUUAUACUUGCAAUGUCUUUGCAGAUGUCGCCAGAUGACGUUCUCAAGAUUCACCCUAAUCAGCAAUUGAAGGCUAUACUUUGGAGCUUUUCUGAUGUUCCGUUGUCUCUACUCUUCUCUCCCGGACCAGAUGAAUGGAUCCAAAAAAGUGCCAAAGACUUUGAAAAUGGUCCCACCUAUCCUUUAAACCCGAAAUUUCGUGGUAAAUUCUCCCCCAGUAAAGAUCAAAUAACCUUUGAGUUUCCCAUGGGGCAGCAGAGCCCGCUUAUGAUGGUGAUUCCACCUAUCCAGCAAGAUACACGCUGGCUAAGGGUGGUUCAUAAAGGAGAGGUAUGGAUUAUUCGCACCCAUCUUGCUUCAUCUUAUAAGAUGAGUGGACAAGCUAUGUUAAUUAUUGAUACUCAUACUAUCACGUGGGAGAAUGAUGAGCCGGCAUCGGAGGUUCCGAAGUUGGAUGGUAAAUGGUUUACAGGAUGUUGCCUUGAAGUCACCAAAGAAGAGCCCAGUCUUCGGCGUCAGCUCUUCGGCAACCAGCGCCCAAAGAAGAUUUAUGCAACUGUUGGAACCCAAAAAAGUCUAUGA
This is a messenger RNA of Penicillium taxi, 2457 nucleotides long. RefSeq lists its product as uncharacterized. NCBI's taxonomy places the organism in Eukaryota, Fungi, Ascomycota, Eurotiomycetes, Eurotiales, Aspergillaceae. The transcript has 3 exons. The coding region runs from base 1 to 2457 and encodes 818 amino acids. The record is from RefSeq and is a predicted model, not a curated record.